Messenger RNA from Plasmodium gonderi, 1089 nucleotides. RefSeq names its product variable surface protein. The transcript is spliced from 3 exons. The record is from RefSeq and is a predicted model, not a curated record. Lineage: Eukaryota; Apicomplexa; Aconoidasida; Haemosporida; Plasmodiidae. Bases 1 to 1089 code for a protein of 362 amino acids.
AUGGCUGAAGGGGGAGUUGCUAAUGAUAAGUUUGACUACAAAAACAUAUAUCCACAUAGCAGAAAUGAUUUUGGUUCGUUUAAUUGGAGUUGGUUGAGAGGACCCUAUCUUACUGAAUAUUCAGCGGUGUGCAGUGACUAUAACAAAAGAAUAGAAGCUUCUAAUUUCACAGACUUUCAUAAAUCAUGCCACGUACUAUGUUUUUAUUUAAAGCAUAUAAAUGAUAAAAAAAGAGAUCAUUCAGACUUUAAUGCAGGAGGAAGUUGUAAAUAUUUCUUUUACAGACUAAGAGAUUUAAUGUAUAAAUAUGGUGGUUCGUGCAAAACAACGAAGAGUUGUUAUGAACAAUUGAGAAUAAAAAAUCUCAAAACAAAAAGAAUAGAUGUUCCUAUUAUAUGUGAAAAGUAUGUAAAGGACAUUGAAGAUAUCAGUCAUGAUACAUUUAAUAAAAUGAUGGAUCUGGAUAAACUAUAUGGUCAUUUGGAAGUAUUAAAAAGUCUUAGCAAUGCAUCUAAUAAUAAUACAUGCCAACGAGCAAAGGUUUCUAUUGGAAUAUGUGAUGAAGUUUUAGAAGGAUUAAAAAAUGAUCAAAACCUGAGCAUUCGUGAGGUAUUAGAAGAAUUUAAACGUGAUUAUGAUACACAUAAGAAAAGAUUCAGUGGAUGCUAUAAUCGCCCUAAAUCUACGGCUACCCCCAAGAGAACAAUGGAAGUGACAGAGACACAAAUAACAGUAGAAGCACUGCGUGAGACUGGGGCAGAGAAACAAGUAACAGCAGAAGCACCGCAUGAGAUUGAAGAAGAGACACAGAUAGGCGCAGAGAUACAGGCGCAGAUAGGAGAGGAGCGAGAAACUGGGAUAGGCACAGGAAUGUUUGUCUCAUCUUUUGCGUCAUUAAUAAUUAUGUUCAUUUUGUAUAAGUACACUAAUUAUGGAUCAUAUUUAAUACGAGGUAUAAGGAAGUUAUGGAAACUAAGGAGAAAACAAAAUAAUGACCACUCCAACAUAAUAGACUCAUUUGAUAAGACAUAUAGAAAUUUAAAUAAUAAGAGGAAUGGAAUAGCUUAUAGUUCAAUGGAUUACGAAUAA